Neltuma alba is the source of this 1271-nucleotide messenger RNA. Its product is annotated as chromosome partition protein Smc. The coding region runs from base 3 to 983 and encodes 326 amino acids. Lineage: Eukaryota; Viridiplantae; Streptophyta; Magnoliopsida; Fabales; Fabaceae. The transcript is spliced from 11 exons. The record is from RefSeq and is a predicted model, not a curated record.
GAAUGGUAAUGGAAUUGCUCAAAUUGUCCAAGUUCAAGCUCCAACUUCGAGCUCUUGUCACUGAAGUUCGGGAGCUCAGAGAAAGGGAACGCACAACGGCCGAACAACACCAACACGGAAUUGAGAAGCAUAAACAAAGCGAGGAAGAGCAUAACAGAAAAAUACAGGACCUGCAAGCCGAGUUAGCUUCAGUCAAAGAAGAGUGCCAGAAACUCGAAGGAGGGUGCGUGAAUUAUCUUCAGAACGACAAUGCUUUGCUUGAAAUCCAGCAAAAAGAGUUGAAGGAUACCAUACAAAGCCUACUUUUGUCCAGGGAAAAUUUCAUGCAUGCUUACGAGGAAACCACUUCUGAAAUGCGACGUUCAAUUGAAACCAAAGAUAGAAAGCUCAACGUUCUUUCUGAGAAGAUAAACGCCCACCUCUUGUUAUUCAAUUCAAUAGAGAAGGAGGUGUUUUCUAUCAAGCAAAUUGUUGAUAACGUCCACAGCCUUGUCAAUGAAAAAGAGAAAAUAGUGGCUGAGUUGAGAAACAAAAUGGAUCAAAUCUCCACAUUUGAAAAAGCAUUUGUAGAGAAUAUCACCGACUCGAGAAAUAAACUGGAAAAGAUUGAAGAUGAGUUGAGAAGAAAGGAUAAAUUCAUCUCAGAGUUAGAAGCAAAGCUAGAUGCAGAAAAACUCAGCAACAAUAGCCCACCUCAAAUUGAAGAUCUUCAGAAAACUUUAUCAGUAAAGGACGUGAUGAUACAGAACUUAAUUUCAGAUAAAGAGGCAUUGCAGUAUGAAGUUGGAAGUUUAAGAUUCGUCCUACAGAAGAUUAACGCCACUGUCAGAAAUAUGAAUGAGGAGGACAAAAGUUUAUUCUGUUCAAUAUUGCAACAUAAUGAAGCGUCUGGAAUGGAUAUGAAGGUUGAAGAAAACAGGAUGGAAGAUGUAGCUCAAGACGAAGAAGAGAAUGAUCAAGAACCCGUGGAAUCACCCUCUUAAAUACAGGUUUGAUAUGUAUGUGCUUUUCCUCUCUGAAUUCUAGCAUAGUCGUCGGAGGUUAACAUUUCAAGUUAUCUACAGAAAUCUAUGUGAUUUACCAUCCAUUUGAAUGGCAGAUGUAUGCAUAAGAAACACUUCCUUACUUCCUUUGAACUAUGGCGGUCAGAGUACAUAAUUUAUCCUUCAAAGUGAAAUAUUCAAUUCUUCUGGGGUUGCAUUUUUUGCGUUUGGCUGGUUCAGCUUCAGAUAUACUGAAUUGACAUUUGUCAGCAAAUUUUUGUUAUUUUA